Molecule: messenger RNA, 351 nt
Organism: Laccaria bicolor S238N-H82
Lineage: Eukaryota; Fungi; Basidiomycota; Agaricomycetes; Agaricales; Hydnangiaceae
Exons: 2
Coding region: 1-351 (116 amino acids)
Source: RefSeq, a predicted model, not a curated record
AUGCGACGACAGAUAGCCGUUUCGGAUCACAGUUCUGUUGCAACUCAACCAAAUCAUAAUCCGGUUCGGAAUCCUCGAAGUGAAUCACCCCCAGACAUCCUCGCGAAACUAGAAAGAGAAACUGCAGAAUUGACGCAUUUCCUCAAAUCGUGUACCCCCGACAUGUCCCAAUAUUUACACCAUUUCAUCGGGUUUGGCUGCAAAAACAAGAAAUUUUUAUCGGUUGCCAAUACAUGGGACGAUAAGGAGGUCAAAGGGUUUUUGAAGGGUGUUUCGGAUAGGGGAGAAGUUCCAAUGACUCCAAUGGAGAUGUUGGUUCUUAAAAAUCACCUUCGUCGUUACUUCACUUAG